Molecule: messenger RNA, 7209 nt
Organism: Puccinia triticina
Lineage: Eukaryota; Fungi; Basidiomycota; Pucciniomycetes; Pucciniales; Pucciniaceae
Exons: 10
Coding region: 1-7209 (2402 amino acids)
Biological process (GO): cell morphogenesis
Cellular component (GO): cell cortex; site of polarized growth
Source: RefSeq, a predicted model, not a curated record
AUGCAGAUCGAGAUCCCGGAGCUCGACGACGAGCCCACCCACACCCCCAGGAGCCAGCCCGCCCUCGGACCAGCACCCAGCCUGCCCGCCUCCCGCCCAUUCGGCGGACAGCACCCCCCGCCCCUCUCCCGCAGGCCGAGUGCCGAGCAGCCCCCCACAGUCACCCGGAACCACAGCCUCAGCCAGCACCCCACCCACAGGAAACUCUCCGUCGCCAGCCUGCGCUCCCAAAUCUCCUCCAAGCCAGCCCCAGACCACCCCCGCACCACCCAGCGCACCAUCAACGACCACCUCCCCCGCACUAGAAAUGAGAAUCCAGCCCAGCCGGACCACCAUGCCCCCCUGGAGGUCGCCAUCUUCCUGAUCAUGGACAGGUUUUUCGAAGAAUGCGAGAGCAAGCUUGCCCAGCUCCUCAGCAAGCCGAUCCCCGCCUCGGCGGAGGACGAUGUGUACAUACCCUACUGUCUCGGCCACGCCGUCGACCCGGCCUUCGACGCCACAUUCGUCUCUCUCGCCCAAGUCUCCAAGAAAAACCCCGCACAGGUCGUCAACUUCGUCAUGCGCUGGAAGUCCCGCCAGGGCGAAUCGAGCGACGACUAUGCCAUCCAACGUGCCUUGGUCACCAGCGGCAACUCCCUCAAUCCUCGCCGGGUCACGGCUGUCCUCUCCGAGCGCAAAAACCUGGCGCUGGUCUACAUCCUCUGUCGCGCCCUGAUCUCCAUCGUCCAAGUGGUCACCCGGGAAGCACUCGGAGAAGACCUUGGCACCCGUCUGGAAGAGAUCAUCUUCAACUCGAUCAAGAAUGCCGAUCCGCACCUCACCGCCAGGACGCCCAACAAACAGGCCAACAUGAACAUGUUUGCCUAUCUCCUUGGAGCCUUGUCCAACAUCAGAUUCACGAGCGUCAGCGACCGUUUUGCCGCCGAAAUGGACGCGAUGAACCGGGUCGCCCAUCUUCGCGACCAGAAGGACGGCGAAGCCAGAUUGGGAUACCUGGUCCGAGGCGUCCAGUUUCUCAAGCUGAAGGUCUACCCGCUCGAGGCAUUCGAGGACACCGCCGACUUCAUCGCGACCUUCGCCACCCUCUUCGAGUCCUCCAGAGGCUCAUCAGUCAAGACCGCCAUGGCCGAAACCCUCGGCCCCUUGCUCGCUCAAGUCGUCCAAUCGGCCACCGCCGAAGUCAACCACCCCGUUUGGGGCAAGGCGAUCAACCUCAUCCUCAGCAAGUCGCACUCCAUGUCCGAUAAACCCUCGAAAUCCAGAUACUGGAACUCCACCGUCCCACUGAUGUGUGCAGCCGUCGGCGCCGCCCCGCAAGAGCUCCUCUUGCCCAAGUGGACCGAGACCGUAGAAUGGUGCACCACCAAGCUGAAGGAGAAAAGCACCCGAGCCGCAAUGAUGCUGGGGAUCGUCCAGCUGACGUGGUCAUACUUGCAUCGGGUCCGCGAAGGCGCAUCGGCCUUGAACAAGCGGCUCGAACCCAUCCUCCGAACCGCCUUCCCUCCAGAUCGGAAGAACGUCUAUCCGUCCGAAGUUUCCCUUGACACCUUCGUCUCCUUGAUCCAUUUCAUCCUGCACUGGCAGCUAGACUAUGGCACCGACUUUGUCCUCAGAACCCUUCUCACCUACGCCAAUGACGCCAACGAGAACAACCAAGGCUUGGUCGCCCAAACCGGGGCCGAACGGAUCAUGAUCGGAAUCACCAGCAGCUUGAGAGCGCUCACCUCACUCGAAAAGGCCCAAGACCCGCCCUACCCAACCCACGACCAUCACCAGCACUCGAAAAAUUCUUCAAACCCCCACAUCAUCUAUGACCCCAAUUACUCCUCCAGGGCUGGGGAAUCGCCCAACGACGGCCAGGCGCUCAAACCCGACCUGCUCGAGAAACCCCGGAUCAAGGCGUUUGUGGAUGCGAUCGGGACCAAAGUGCUUCAGAUGGCCGCGUACUGCGACCGGACCCUCGCCCCGUUCACCAUCAAUGAAGACAGGUACCUCACUCCGUGGCACGACAGCGUCGCGGCGAGGGCAGACACGUUCGACGGCCCGACCGUCAUCAAACGACACGGCGCUUUUGCAGUCGAAUACCCGCGCCACCUCCAGCCCACGUUUGACGUCCUCCAGACCUGCUUACAGGCGUGGCCGCGGAUCAUCAACUCGCCGGCAUCCGAGUCGGCAUCGCUUGCAAUCUUACUCAGAGGCUUGGUGUCCUUGGACGUGGGCGUGACGAUCGAGGCCAAACUGUGCUUGCGGCGCUUCCUACAGGCCGGCAAAUCCUUUGCCGUCCUUCAAGCCUACACACGCUUUCUCGUCAAGCCGGACUUGUUGGUCCGGAUCAAGCCCCAUCUCCAGAAAGGGCUCGACUCCAAAGUGGAGAACCUCGUCAAGUUCUGGGUCGAAGCCCUGACGGCAUGGUGCGAACACAUCCGCAAGCUGUCUGUCAACGGAGAGGAUCCAGACUAUGCGUCUUCGCCCUCCUUUGGCGCCGAGGGAACCAAGCUACUCUGCCACAUGGAAGCCACCGGCUUGGUGCUCCUGUGCUCCAGGUCGUACUACAUCCGUCGCUCAGCCUUGGACGCCUUACGGAUCAUUGCUACCGCCCGCGGGAUCAUCCAAGAGGCCAGCUCGGUGACCACCCCACGAUCGAUGACCUUCAACCCGACCUGCAGCGUCACCACUCUUCUGGCCGAGGCCGAGAAACGGCUGUUCGAGAACCUCAACGACGACGAUUUCUCGAGCGUCGAGCGGACCCGGCUGGUCAAGUGGAAGAAACACCGUAAGGCGGCCAACGGCGAGAGCCUGACCCGCUUGCUUGAAUCGGACAACCCCGCCGACUACACCCUGCUCUGCUUUGCGCUCUCCUCGAUCUUCAGUACCUCGCUCCUCCUCCUCCCCGCCACCGUAUCCCAUGCCCGAAUCCUCCUCUACGGCCAGCUUCAGCGACUCUAUCCCUUGGCCUCCGAUGCGGCCGGUGUCGGCGGCCGCUCCACCGUCAGCGGCACCGGGCUCAACCCAGGCUGGGACGACCGCAACCUCUACAUGUCCUGGUCUUCGCUCCUCAUCAGCGUCACCAGCAUCACCACCUCGACUGACCCCAAGACCGGCAACCUCAGCCCGACGAUCGACACCCUGUCAAACACCUCCCAGAGUGCCUCGGCCCGCGAAAGGCACAUCUCUCCCGGGGAGGACCUCAUCAAGACCCUCGUGCCCUUCCUGACCUCCGAACAGCCGCCCUUCAGGGAAGCGGCGAUCCGGGCCAUGAGCUCGAUCCACGUCUCGAUGUACCCCACCCUGCUCGAAGGCCUCUCGGGCCUCGCCCACCAUCUGACGAGUGAGCGCAAGAUGAUCGAGGCCCAGAAGGACCGCUCCGCCCGGCCUAACGGGACCGUCAAGAUCAUCAGACUCUUCUCGGCCAUCGGCAAGCUCCACGAAUCCACCACCAAGCUCUUGUUCCAUCCCGACUACCGCAUCGCCGACCGCACCGUCGACAUCCUGGCCACCUUCUCCCGCGAGACUUGCAUCUUUCUCAAGUCUCAGCAGCAUCUCGACGACCUCGUCUCCCUCUCCAUCCGCAAAUCCUUCCUCACCUUCGCCGAACGACUGCUCAGAAAGACCGCCCUCUCGCGCCCGUCUUCCUCGCCCGACCAUCCGCAUCUCUUCCCGAAGGAGCUGUUCAUCGAUUUCUACAAUCUGGCCGAAGAUUGGAGCACCCGCGCGAUCAGCUCGUCCUCCUCGCAGCCCCAAUCUGCCCACGCCAACCUGAGCUUCGGCCAUCCCCCUGGGAACGACCCUCAUCCCUCGCGCAGCGGGUCGAUGUCCAGCAGGGCUAAUGUGCCCCAACGGGGACGGCCGUCGGCGUCCUCGACAACCAUCUCGAGCGAUCUCCUUCCGGCCUCUGCAUCCAUGAUCGCGACGCUCUGCGAGAGUUAUCUCGACGUUCGGGUCGCCAGUGGCUCCCAGAAUCGGCCCGAAAGUAUUGCCGAUCGCCCCCGUAUUAGUGUCUCGCGACUGCUGAGAUGGAUCGUGAUGCUGUUCGAAAAGAAUGAUCCGAAGUCUCACGUCCACGCAAGACGGGCGUUCAUCGGGUCUGUAAGAAAUAGCAGCGAAUCCGAUCGGCUCUUAGAGGCCGCCCUGACGCUUUGCUGGAAUGAGUCUUCCAAGGCGAUGCCGUUGCUGCAGACUCUGUUUGGGGUCUUGGGGAACGCAUUGAUAUCGGACCCGAGCCUCCAGAUCCGCGACUCGGCAUUACUCGUGAUCUGUCUGGCCCGGCUGACCCAUUCUGACCUGACGAUGCGGCAGCAAGCCAUCGACCUUUUGAAAGCGCGCGGGAUGCUAGGCACGCAGCUGGACCUCUUGUCGGACGUCGAAGUCAACCUGGCGAGCGCCUUUGCCGGCCAGCAUCUCGCCGCCCAGUUCCGUACCUCGGCCACCGUCUGCAGCUUGCGCAAAGUGGCAGCGGUCGACUUCAUCCUCGAGCUGUGCUCCCGGAUCAUCCAGACUGAUCCGCAGAAGGCCAAGCCGCUCGCCCGUCUGAUGCCCAGCUGGCUCAACCAGAUCCAGCUGCCCCCUUCUAUCCCAGAUAGUCCGUCCUCUAAGUUCAGAAACCUCAUCAAUGUCGUCCUGCUCGUCACUUCUAAGAUCAUCGAGACCCACCCUGAUGAGGUCCGCUCGAUCUGGACUUCAUUGUCCAACGCCUCUCCCCCCAACUCCAAAGCCAUCGCCACAUAUCUCGUCGAACAAACCGCCCGGCGUGGCCUGCCUGGCUUUGUGGGCUUGGUGCGGACGGUGAUCUCGUGUAUGUCGUAUGAUGAGGCGACCGAUACGAUCCAUAAGGACUUGCUGAGCCUCGUCGAGCCCGCGAAACUCUUGGCUGCGUCUAGUCCCACUUCUCUGAGCGAUCCAGGCUCAGCCGGGUCAGCUGGCUCGAGAUCAUUCGACCUUGAAGCCUCCUUCCCUGCCCUGUCCUCGCGAGCCGUGUGUUCUCCUAUGCAAGCCGUCAUCCUCCUCCUGGGUGAAACCAUGGUCCUCCGGCCUCUCACCCUCGCUGACCGGCUGCCGCACAUCCUGCACGCCUAUGUCGUCCAAGUCGACCACACUAACCCCCCGUUCAGAACGCAGAUGCAGGAGGGAUUGGUCCGCUUUAUGGGCAUGCUGCGCCGAGCCCAAAUGGCCCAUCUCCAAAACUCCGCCGGUCCUUCCUCAGAGGAGCUCGCCGACGGCGAGCCAUGGAGACUGUUUUGGGAGUUCGACGAUCUCGGCGGCUCUCGAAGACACCGCAAGGGCCCUCCAGCCAACAUGGAGUCAUUGGUCCAUCAGAUCGCCUCUCUCUCCUUGCAUCUGUUCCCCGAUUUCAGCCGCAACUGGACCCAAGUGGCUGUCGAAUGGGCCACGCAAUGUCCCGUCCGCCAUAUCGCCUGUCGAUCGUUGCAAGUGGUCAGGGUCCUCGGCUCACCCGUCGACCCGACCCUGCUCGCCGAGCUCCUCGUCCGUCUCUCCAACACCGCCUCGGACCCUUCCCAGGACAUCCAGCUGUUUGCGCUCGAAGUGCUGAGCACAUACUCCGAGUGCGCCCGAAUCACCGCGGCCAAUGCGGCGCUCUAUGCCCAGCUGUUUUGGACGGGGGUGUCGUGCCUCGAGACGGCCAACGACACGGAGUUCUUGGAGGCCAUCGAGCUGAUCCGGGCGGUCGUCAAGGCGAUCGAGCCUGGCACUUGCUACGAGAUUGCCAACUCGAGACCCAGCCAAUGGGAGGCUGACGCCAGCCCGUUCAGACCCCUGUUGACCAAAGGUCUGCGAUCAUCGCAGCUCUGCUCUGCCUCGUGGAGUCUGGUCAAAGACUUGCUCGAGCUUCCGGACAAUUGCGGGGUUAUUGAUUGGCUCAACGGGGGCCUGGCCAUGCUGUAUGCCGCCUGUCUGCCGUGGUGCUUCCAGGUCUUGGAGACGGGAGUGAUGCAGUAUGAGAUCGAUGAGAUCGCGUUGAGCGUUGCCCGUGUAGCCGAAUCGUUCAGGAUGGACGGCCUCUCGAGAGUAAUGGUCUCCUUCGUCAAGAAUCGCUUCCGGACUAAGGAAGACUUCCUGCGCCAAGCCGUCAACGGCAUCCGCGAAUACUUUCUCCCGAAAUUCUCCGCAGAUAUCUUGGUCGUCUAUCUCGGCUUGCUGUGUAACCCUCUCGACUGGCUUCGCUUGAAAACCCUGGCCGUCUUGAAGCUGUUCCUCAAGACGAUCGAGCCCACGUUCGCAUCGUCAGGAAUCAACGAGCUGGGCUAUGACCUCUUGACGCCCCUGUUGCAUCUGCUCCAGACGAAUGCAUCCCAACAAGCCCUGGACAUCUUAGCCGAGCCGAUGCCGAUCAAGAGUCGGCCGUCGAACGGACGCAAAGGGUUGACGGCUGAGGAUGGCGGGUCUUCGUCGACGUCGUCGAAGAGGGUGUUUGGGAUGCCGGAUGAGACGGGCUGGUGUGUGGCAAAUGUGCAGGAAGCGAUGGGGCAGACUCGGAGCCGGUUGACGGACGUGAUCGAGAGCUUUGCGCGGAGCUUUAUGGGCGAGAGUCUGCAGCGCUCGUCGGUGGUCGAGUUCAGCUAUGAGUGGGGCCACGAGGCCGAGCAGAGCAUCGACAACCAGACCCAGUCGGACUUUGCGGAGACCAACGAGAGCUUCGGGGACAUGGUCUCCACCCUGCAUGAUCUGUCGGACUUCUUCGGGCAGGACGGCAGCCCUGGCGGCGGCCACGGCCACGGCCCGGCUGCCCACGGCUCCUCCUCGCGCAUCUCCUCGCCGCUCAACCCGUCCACGGCCCGGGUGGCGGCCAUCCUGUCCCGCUCGCUGAGCAAGCGCCGCGCCAACCGGCCGAGCCUGCACGUCCGGCCCUCCGCCGCCGCCGCCGACGAGCACGACCACCACCAGCAACCGCACCCGGCGAGCCGGGAGCCGCCCCUCGCCGCCGCCGGCCCGUCCGCCCGCCCCGGCUUCCCGCCCGCCCCCAGCAGGCCGCUCAGCCUCGUCUCCUCCGACGCCGGCUCCGACCCCCUCCCCAACACCCCCCUCUUCAUCGCCCGCCGCUUCCAUCAGACCUCGCUCUCCGUCGACUCCAGGGACGACUUCCUCGGCCAGAGCCAUCCCCAUCUCCAUCCCCCCUCGCGCACCGUCUCGCCCAGCGGCACGUUCUGCACCGACGACAGUCACUCCGUCUACGCCUUCGACCUCGACCAUUGA